Phialemonium atrogriseum is the source of this 2365-nucleotide messenger RNA. RefSeq names its product major facilitator superfamily domain-containing protein. The transcript is spliced from 4 exons. Lineage: Eukaryota; Fungi; Ascomycota; Sordariomycetes; Cephalothecales; Cephalothecaceae. Gene Ontology annotation, cellular component: plasma membrane. Bases 123 to 1937 code for a protein of 604 amino acids. The record is from RefSeq and is a predicted model, not a curated record. Gene Ontology annotation, biological process: transmembrane transport. Gene Ontology annotation, molecular function: transmembrane transporter activity.
GCUUUUGCCAGCUGCUGACCGCCUCUAGGCACCAGUGACAGGUUGGGAAUGGUGGUUUCCCCUGUUGACAGCGGCACCCAAGUUGUGAGUAUCGCUCCCGAUACCCGGUUGUCGCCACCGUCAUGGCCAUUGAAUCAGCCGCUCCGGCGACUAGCGAAGAUCAUGUUGCCACCAACGCGUCGCCAGUGGUCGCGGGCGAGACCGAUCCUUCAACGUCGGCCACCGAACCUCUGAGCCGCCCCCGUGAGUCGGCAAACCACGGCCCGGCUGCCGGUCAGCCGGCCCCACCCCUAGAAUCCGCCGAGAAGCCCUCGCGCACGGCCGUAACUUUGGUCAUGGCGCCGCUCUGCCUAUCCGUCUUGCUGUCGGCUCUCGAUCUGACCAUCGUGACGCCGGCAAUACCCGCCAUCGUGGGCUCCUUCAAGUCUGUAGCCGGCUACAUCUGGGUUGGCAGCGCCUUUAUCCUGGCCUACACUGCCGUGACGCCCGUUUGGGGAUCACUGGCUGAUAUCUGGGGCCGGAAGCCCAUCAUGCUGAUCGCGCUGGCCAUCUUCCUGGCCGGCAGCUUGCUGUGCGCGCUGGCACCGCACAUGGACGCCUUGAUUGCGGGCCGUGCUGUCCAGGGGCUCGGUGCUUCGGGAAUGGGGAUGAUGGUGAAUAUCAUCAUCUGCGACACGUUCUCGCUCAGGGAUAGGGCAUUAUAUCUCGCUAUCACUUCGAUCGUUUGGGCAGUUGGAAGUGCUGUUGGCCCAGUGUUGGGCGGCGUCUUCACCACCCAGUUGAACUGGAGAUGGUGCUUUUGGAUUAACUUGCCGAUCGGCGCUGUUGUCUUCGUCGUCUUGUUCUUCUUCCUGGAUGUUCCCAAUCCCAACACUCCCAUCUUGUCAGGGCUUAAAGCUGUCGACUGGACUGGGAGCUUCCUCAUCAUUGGCUGUGCACUGAUGGUCCUCCUCGGCUUAGACUUUGGAGAUGUCACCUACCCCUGGUCGUCCGCGACGGUAAUCUGUCUGAUCGUGUUUGGUGCGGGAGUCAUUGGCAUUUUCGUCGUCAACGAGUGGAAAGUCGCCAAGAACCCCAUCAUCCCAGUACGGCUUUUCUCUUCCGUGUCCGCAGUUGCGGCCUAUGUAGUCUUUGCUUUCAACUCCUUCGUCUUCAUGGGGCUUGCUUAUUACUUGCCUCUCUACUCCCAGUCUGUCUUGGGCGCGGAUGCUCUAACCUCGGGUGUUCACCUCCUACCUCUCAUCGUUUCAUCGUCUCUCGCCGCCGCAUUCGCAGGAGUCUUCAUUCAGAAGACCGGGAGGUACCUUCCUGUCAUGUACGCGGCCCAGGUGUCAUUGACACUCGGUGUCGGGCUAUUUAUUGAUCUCAAGUUUGAGAAAGACCUGACCAAGUUGUUCAUAUUCGAGAUCCUUGUGGGUAUCGGCCUCGGUAUGAAUAUUGAAGGGCCUAUCCUCGCAGCACAAGCCGCCGCAACGGAGCUGGAUACCGCCGCCGUCAUCGCCACCAUGGGAUUUUGCCGGUCUAUCGCGACCGCCGUUUCCGUUGUUAUUGGUGGGGUUAUAUUUCAAAACGAGAUGAAUGCGGCGAACCCCCAUCUCGUCGACGAGCUUGGCCAGCACCUUGCCAGCCAGUUCAACGGCGACCAGGCCUUGGCCAACCUUGAUCUCAUUGGAACCCUUCCGGGGGACCAGCAGGUCAUUGUCAGAAAGACCUACUUUGAAUCCUUGAGAACGGUGUGGAUCAUGUACCUUGCGUUUGCGGGUGUAUCAUCGAUUCUAAACCUAUUCAUCCGCGGUCACCAUCUGGACCGCCAGAACAAGGCUGCCGUCCUUGGCAUCGAUAGGGGGCAGCUGGUCACAGAGGAGCCAGAUAGUCCGCAGAGACGGCCUGCCGUUGAACUAGCAGAGGUCCGGGAGGCGGGGAGAUCUCAGUCGUGAUGGUAGAACUUGGUAUACCUUUCGAUUACAUUGCGUCUAGUGCAUCGAUUUGUAUGUACACUUAGGGGUUGGCUCCUCCGCAAUGAUGGCAAUCCAUCUCCCAAAAAAAAGCUAACCACUAAUCCUCAAGAGGGCCAGUCUGCUACCCUUAAAGACGAGUCUUGAUUUUGCCCGUGCUCGCCUCCAACGCCGUGCUCGCCUCCAACGCCGACGUCGCUUGGGUUACGGUUUCGGUUUCGGCUUCGGCUUCGGCUUCCUCAGAGAGCACACCCUCGACCAAAAGCCGGAUGCUUUGAACCCAACUGCGAAUGUCUGAUCAGAUAGAGCAACUUUAAUGAAGACAAACACUGGGUAUCUUACACAUCUCGUAGUCCUGGCUCGUUUGGAUACAGUGUCGCGAGCAAGAUUUGGUUCCUCGUCAUGUAAAU